Molecule: messenger RNA, 3551 nt
Organism: Psylliodes chrysocephalus
Lineage: Eukaryota; Metazoa; Arthropoda; Insecta; Coleoptera; Chrysomelidae
Source: the annotation of a GenBank genome assembly
UCAGCUUUUGAGGCUGACACCGCGCCAUUUUGCUUUACGUACACGUUUUUCUAUUUUUCGAUUGUAAUUUCUUAGUUAUCAAAAAUGUCUGGUGAAGAAACAUCCGCCGAUAGGAAUGUAGAAAUAUGGAAAAUAAAAAAACUUAUCAAAAGUUUGGAAUUGGCUCGAGGAAAUGGAACUAGUAUGAUAUCUCUUAUUAUCCCUCCAAAAGAUCAAAUUUCUAGGGUAAGCAAAAUGUUGGCUGAUGAAUUUGGUACAGCCUCUAAUAUUAAGUCUCGGGUAAAUAGACUUUCAGUACUUGGUGCUAUAACUUCAGUCCAACAUCGCUUAAAGUUAUAUACAAAAGUACCACCAAAUGGAUUGGUUAUCUAUUGUGGCACAAUUGUUACCGAUGAAGGCAAGGAGAAAAAAGUUAACAUAGAUUUUGAACCUUUCAAACCAAUUAAUACCUCAUUAUAUUUGUGUGACAAUAAGUUUCACACUGAAGCUUUGACUGCACUUUUGGCCGAUGAUAAUAAAUUUGGUUUUAUUGUCAUGGAUGGUAAUGGUGCCUUGUUUGGUACUCUUCAAGGAAAUACAAGAGAGGUACUGCACAAAUUUACUGUAGACUUGCCCAAGAAGCAUGGUAGAGGAGGUCAAUCAGCUCUUCGUUUUGCCCGUCUUAGAAUGGAAAAGAGACAUAACUAUGUCAGGAAAGUAGCAGAAGUAGCCACUCAGUUGUUUAUCACAAACGACAAACCUAAUAUAGCUGGACUAAUUUUAGCUGGUAGUGCUGAUUUUAAGACUGAACUUAGUCAAUCUGAUAUGUUUGAUCCUAGACUGCAAGCAAAAGUAAUUAAAUUAGUAGACGUUUCUUAUGGGGGAGAAAAUGGUUUCAACCAGGCAAUAGAAUUAGCGGCCGAAUCAUUACAAAACGUAAAAUUCAUACAAGAAAAGAAACUAAUUGGAAGAUACUUUGAUGAAAUUAGUCAAGACACCGGAAAGUAUUGUUUUGGAGUAGAAGACACACUAAGAGGACUUGAACUCGGUGCUGUUGAGACGCUUAUUUGCUGGGAAAAUUUAGAUAUUCAGAGAUAUGUGUUGAAAAACCAUACGACUGGAUCUGAGACCAUACUCCAUUUGACUCCUGAACAAGAAAAGGACAAAUCACAUUUUACUGACAAAGAGACGGGCGUAGAAUUAGAAUUGGUGGAGUGCCAGCCUCUUCUGGAAUGGUUGGCGAACAACUAUAAGAACUUUGGUGCCACAUUAGAAAUUAUUACCGACAAAUCUCAAGAAGGCUCUCAAUUCGUUCGAGGGUUUGGUGGAAUUGGAGGUUUACUCCGAUACAAAGUAGACUUCCAGAGUUUGCAACUAGAAGAAUUGGAGAAUGGAGAAGAUUUUGAUUUAGAUGAUUAUUAAAUGUAGAGACGAAAUACGAAUUCAUAGAACUUUGAAAUGUGACUACAUAUAAACUGUGCAUAAACUCGUGAUGGCAAUAUACUAUUUAUUAAUAAAGUUGUAGGUAUUGAUGUCAUGUGCUUGGCACAAAUAAAAACUAUAAUUUGCUAUUGUCUCAAAACUGUUUACCGAUAUUUAUUUCAUUGUUAAAUUUAUGUAUAUCGCCGUUUUUUUUAUUUUUAGUUAAAAUAAUUCAAAUGCCCUUUUUUAGAUGGAUUUAUGUACAUAUAAUUCGUCUUUUUUUAUAUUUAAAUAGAACAUUGUUUUCUUUUACAGUUAGAAAUAUAUUCUAAAUAGAUGUCUAAACUUUUUUCCAAAUUUUAUGAUAUAUAAAAUUGGUAAUUUUGAUUUCUUUGGCAAUUAUGGUAUGAAAUUUUAAUUAUGUGAAAAUUUAAUUUUUUUGUAUGAUUUAUAUAAUUCAUGUAUAAUAUAAUCGCUAUUAUAUAACCGUUUGGUAUAAAAAGAAACAAUGUUAUUCACCUUGAUAUCCAAAAUAUGCUGAAUAUAAAAAAUGAUGCAUGUAAGUUUCCAACUGUUCAAAAAAGUAUAAUAAAUAAAUAUACCAAACUUUUUUUCUUAACAUGUCUAUUGAAUAUUUCUCAUAUUUUAAUAUGGAGGGCAUUAAUUCUUAAUAGGAAAAGAACUGACUCUUUAAAAUAAUCGAUUAUUUUCUGUUAUUUAAUUAAUCGAUUAUUUUAGGUUGAUCAAUUAAUCGAUUAUUUUCGAGUAAUCGAUUAUUUUGCUUACCCCUACUCCAUAUAUCUAAAUUUUUUACCAAAUAAACAUUUUGUUGGAGCAAUUUCUGUACUGUAGAGGAUCUUAUAAACACCAUUAACUACAGGUGAAUUAAACACAAGGUGUCGCAUCUAUAAAUUAUUGAUACAUUUUAAUAACUAAAAACUCAUGAACGGAAAUAUGCAGUUUUCAUAAAAAAAAUUAUUUCAAUUCUGUAUACAUUGUUGUCAUGUAAUUUUUUUCUGGAAAGUGCUGAAAUAGUUAAAAUGUGUCAAUUUAUAGAUCUUGUAUUGUGAUAUAUCAAAUAUAGACAUAAUUUUUUCAUUGGAAAAGUACAUUUGUUGUAUUUUGAAACGUCAGAAUAUUGUAUGUUUUUGUUAAGACAUUUAAAUUCCUAGUGGCCAAAUCUGGGAAAUACAGUGAAUCAAGCUACUGAAACUUCAAGAUCAAUAAUUUUAUUUGUGUUGAAGACUUGUUUUAUUCAAAAUAUGGUGAUCAAAUACAAGCAAAUUAUUCUUUUUGUAUUUUAAUUGUUCAUACUGGGAUUUUUGAGACAUUUAAUUGUCCCGUUCACUUUAAGAGGCCCGCUCAUUUUCAAUUUUGAUUUAAUCACAUAUUUCAUAUUAAACUCCAAGAGGUAAACCACUAAGAUUAAAACGUAUUUCGAGAAUCACUAAAAAUUCGUAAGAUUUUAGCAAUUUCGCUGAUAUCUAUUAAUUUUCACAAUUUCGGCGAAAUCAGUCAUGAUUCUAUUUGAUUUCAGUGAUUCCGCCGAAAAUCCAAAAAUGUUAUUCAAUUUCCACGAAAUAAUGUAAUUUCUAAUGAAUGAUCAUUAUUUUUGAACCACCACCAAGUUUUCUCAGACAAAUAUUCAAAAGACCUUUUUUGAUCAAUCUUUUUUUGCUUUUUAUUUAUAUUUUAAUUCACUACCUUCUGCGUUUAUAUGAAAAAAAUAUUUUAAAGUGAUUUCGGAAAUCUUGUGAUCAUUUCAAUUCUUUUUUCUAAAUAAUUUAUGAGUUCGAUGAUUUGUGAAAACAUACCAGUAUUUUGGGAGCGGUUCACCUCUCGUUAAACUUUUUUGUCUUGUAGUAUGCUAGAAGUAUGGAAAUUCCUAUAAAAAAUUUCAGUGACUCAUUAAUUCUUUUUUAGUUGUUUUUUACAAUUAAAUGUUUUGGCAUUAGAAUGAAAUAACGCAAGCAAUUAGAAACUAUAAUUUUUUCCUUGUAGUUCUUGGGUUUUUAGGUGUUGGUUGAGGAAUGAAACUCGUUUAUGUGGGUAAAGCUUUCGGCACUGAUCAGUGCCUUCUUCAGUAGUUUUUUUUUUAAUAUUUGUACAUUAUUAUUUUUACACAGUCAAAAUUGUUCUACAAGAAGACU